This is a messenger RNA of Camellia sinensis, 3065 nucleotides long. RefSeq names its product Peroxidase superfamily protein. Gene Ontology annotation, molecular function: heme binding; peroxidase activity. Gene Ontology annotation, biological process: hydrogen peroxide catabolic process; response to oxidative stress. The record is from RefSeq and is a predicted model, not a curated record. NCBI's taxonomy places the organism in Eukaryota, Viridiplantae, Streptophyta, Magnoliopsida, Ericales, Theaceae.
AUGGAUUUGCUGCGAACAUGGUUAAUGAUGGUAGUCUUGAUAUUCUUCAAUGGGAUAGGAGGUUCGAGUGAUGGUGGACCUCUGGUUCUUGAUUACUACAAAGAAACAUGUCCACUCCUUGAAGAGCUUGUCCAGCGCACUGUUGAAAUUGCGGUACUCAGAGAUCCUCGCAUGGCUGCCUCUCUCCUUCGCUUGCAUUUUCAUGAUUGUUUUGUCAUGGGAUGCGAUGCAUCGGUUCUUCUGGACAGCUCUGGAAGCAUCAUAAGUGAAAAACAAGCUGGUCCUAACAUAAAUUCGCUGCGAGGAUUUGAGGUCGUCGAUCACAUCAAAUACAUUUUGGAAGAGGCUUGUCCUUCCACAGUUUCUUGUGCUGAUAUCUUAGCACUUGCAGCUCGCGAUGCUGUUGUCUCGAGAGGUGGACCCAGGUGGAAUGUUUAUUUAGGCAGGAGAGACUCCAUUAAAGCAAGCUUUGAUGGUGCCAACAAAUUCGUACCUGCCCCAAAUUCCUCUCUGGAGACUCUUAUUGCCAAUUUCCAAGAACGGGGUCUCGACACUGGAGACUUGGUUACUUUAUCAGGUAGCCACACAAUGGGAAAGGCAAAAUGUUUAAGCUUCAGGCAAAGGAUCUAUGAGACCAUCUCCGAAGAACAAUCAUACCAUUACAAGAGGGGCACAACCUUCCAAAGAUCGUUACGAUCUAUAUGUCCUAAAUCAGGGAGAGACAGUGCAUUGGCACCGCUUGAUUCGAUGACUCCAGCUAGGUUUGACAACCAUUACUUUCUCAACAUCAUUCAAGGACAAGGUCUUUUAAUAUCCGAUAAUGUGUUGGUCAGUCAAGAUCUUGAAGGGGAGAUAAGAGAGCAUGUUUGGGCUUAUGCCAACAAUCAAGAACUGUUCUUCGCUUCAUUUGGGAAUUCAAUGAUCAAGAUGGGAAACAUCAACAUACUCACCGGAGAGCAGGGAGAGAUCAGGAAAAAUUGCAGGUUUGUAAAUUCAUAAUGAAGAUGGGUAUUCCUGUUAUUACAAUGAUAAAACGCAACGCAAAAGGUCCAAGUAGCUAGAGAAUAGAUCCUAGGGCAUUAGCUUUACAGGUCCAAGUAGCUAGGUUGUUCUAGAGCUUCCCUAGUUAGGUUAAGUCAAUACUUAAAUUUAUAGGGCUCAUACAAGGUUGUAUUUUGAGAAUUACAUGCUACUACAUUGUUUGAACUGCCAAUAAGUCAAUUAUCACCACAGUGGUCACUAGUUUCAAAAUAACAAAAACAGUAGUCACAUAAGGAUCUGGAAUAUUAAAUAAACAGCUAUCAGAUCAGGAUUACCUGAAAGGAUAGUGUAUUCUGAUAAAUGCUCUUGCUACCUCAGUGUUGGCAGGGUCAUUUGGCCCGAACCAUAUGAAAAGAACAACACUUCCCUCCUACAUAAAGAUUUUAAAAGAAUACAUGAAAGAAACUUAAAAAAGGUUCUAUUUCAACAAUUAAGCUUGAAAGACACAAGCAAAAACUACUACUGCUUUAUGAGACUCAACUCUUACUGUUAAAACUAAACCAAAAAAACAAAUGCUAACCACCGCUUGUUGUUGAAGUGCAUAAUUAGAAUUGAUCCCUAAAUAUUUUUUGAAAUGGAAUAGCACCUGAUACCACUAGACUAUUGGAGCAGUUGAUUAAUAAUAAUAAGCUUGUUGAUUUUUACAUAAUUUCUAUUGUUCACACCAUGCUUUUAUACAAAAAAUGAUUUGGGAGAUUGAACUGAAACCAGACAAAUAACAUUUUUUUAAACGGGUCAAGCAUGGGCCAAAGGUAAGACCCUCAUUGCACCCAUUUCAAUGACCACAUAAUAUGAAGAACAAUUUUGUUCACACACUUUUAUGUUAAGGACAUAUGAUAAAAGUGGAUGAACAAAAUCGCUCUACAGGUUAUGUUGUCACCAUUGCACAAAAUACAUUUUAAUAGCACUAUCCUUUUGUCCAAAUAACCACUAAUUGAUGCUGUACUAUUGUCUAAAUAAUAGCAGCACCUAACAAAAUUGCUAGAAACCCCAAACUUGUACCAAAAUUUAUACCAAACACUCACAAGAGUGUGGAUCCUACACGUGAGUGUUGAGUCAAAAUUUUGAUAGUACUUUUGGUAUCGCUCACAAUGCUCAUUGCCUAAACAAUGUACAAUUUCUUUGAACUACAAUUCACCUGCUUCCAAAAAAACCCCCCAAAAAAAAGUUGGAACUUGUCACUACAAUACAAGCAGAAGGAAGCAAAACUUAGAACCCACCAAGCAGCCAAGUACAAUAAUAAUAAUAAUAAUAAUAAUAAUAAUAAGAGCAAAAAUACCACUUCUUGAAAUCUUUAUGUUCACUAUGAAAUUUCAAUUAUCACACAGAAAAUUAAGAAAUCAAUAUGCACACUAUGCUAUUGAAAAAAUCACAACUAUGACAUUGAGAAGCCAAAGCCAACCACAACAAAUCCUUUCUAAAUAAUAACGGCAAAAAGAAUUGCUGUUCAAAAUCAAAAUAUUUCCUGCAGAAAUCAAAUGAAAGAUACAAGUAUCUCACUAUUAAAAAACGUCAAUGAAAAUAAUUCAGACACAAAUUACUCAUUAAUUAAUUAGAUUCAUCCUUUGCCAGUGACCAAAAGAUGACCAACCAUUAGAAAUGUACACUUGCAUAUCAAGAAAAUUACCAGAAAUGAAUUAUAGGGGAUUAGUUUAUUACUUAUCAAUGGGACUAGUAAUAGUUGCAUAUAAUAAGACACAACUAUCAUAAUAAGACAAACAGGCCAAAAACUUACAAAAAGAUUUUCCCUAAAUGCCAACAAAGGGAAGAUUAAAAAACAUACAAAACCGACAUUUUUUAUGUCCUAUGUAAAGCUUGAUUAGCCAUUCAUAAAAGGAGAAGAUUAAUUACAUUAGAAAGGAGAUGCUAUGACAUCAUCCAAUAAUUUAAAAUAAUAAAUACUUCUAAUUUCAUGUUACAUUGUACUCUAUAGUAUAUGCAAUUACAUUCAAUAUCUUAGUUUGCUAGUCAGGUAUUACUAAUCCUAUGUGACAUUACCUCAACAAAUCAUAACCGACAUAUUG